AUGGCCACUGCCGAAACCGUCGAUCUGGGCUCUGCUCAUCCUCCCAAGGAGGAUUCAAUCGUUGCCUUUGAGCAAGUACUGCCAGAGCUGAAGAAGACGCUGGUUCACCUCCGACACGACUACAACAAGCACGAACCAGAGUACUUUGCUGCGGUUGAAAACCUCUCAGACCACGACCUGGUUGGUUUCAGCGCCGAUAAUUUCGAGUCCGUCCGUGCUGCUACUUCAGCAUAUGGAAUCCAUCUCUUUGGAAAGCUUCGAAUCCCUGCCAUGUCUGACCCUUCAGGCCCAGCUUACGUUCAUUUCCGCAUCUUCAUUGGCGGUGGUGAUGAGCCUCCCAAGCUUCAUUGCAUUCACACUGAAGAGCGUGAUGAUCCCAGCGGUGGAAAGACGUACAAAGCCAUCUUCACAAAGGACGACGAGCUUGAGUGGUUUGAUACCUAAUUAGAAUAAUAAUGAGAAUUUUGUUUGCGAAUGGCAUAAUACUAUACCAAACAGUGUAUCUGCCCAUUUGCCUUUUUGACUCCUGAACCAAUGUGUGUCUAGUAUAGUCAUAUUUAUCAAAACACAUGCUCUGCUUCAUACCAUAUUCGGUCAACCUUCCUACAUGUCUUCCUCUCCAGCCAAGAGUUCCGCAUAAUCAUCGACUGAGGCAAACAUGGGGAGG
Molecule: messenger RNA, 667 nt
Organism: Fusarium graminearum PH-1
Lineage: Eukaryota; Fungi; Ascomycota; Sordariomycetes; Hypocreales; Nectriaceae
Exons: 4
Coding region: 1-444 (147 amino acids)
Source: RefSeq, a predicted model, not a curated record